AUGUCCUGCGAGCGGCCUCCGCGCACCGACAUCCCUCGCAACCUGAGCUUUAUAGCAGCACUGACCGAGCGCGCCUACUACCGCAGCCAGCGGCCCAGCCUCGAGGAGGAGCCGGAGGAGGAGCCGGGGGAGGGCGGGACCCGGCCCGGUGCCCGCUCCCGGGCUCACGUUCCGGGUCGGGGGCGUAGGGCCCGCUCCGCGCCCGCAGGUGGCGGCGGGGCACGGCCAGCCCGCAGCCGCAGCCCCGACACCCGCAAGAGAGUGCGUUUCGCCGACGCGCUGGGGCUGGAGCUGGCCGUGGUCCGCCGCUUCCGCCCGGGGGAACCGCCCCGGGUGCCCCGCCACGUGCAGGUGCAACUGCAGAGGGACGCCCUGCGCCACUUCGCGCCGUGCCCGCCGCGCACCCGCGGCCUCCAGGAGGCCCGCGCCGCCCUGGAGCCCGCCCGCGAGCCCGGCUUCGCCGCCCGGCUGCAGGCGCAGCGCAUCUGCCUGGAGCGCGCCGACGCGGGCCCUCUGGGCGUGGCCGGGAGCGCGCGCGUGCUGGACCUGGCCUACGAGAAGCGCGUGAGCGUGCGCUGGAGUGCGGACGGCUGGCGCAGCCUGCGGGAGUCGCCCGCCGCCUACGCCGGCCCGGCCCCGGCCCCACCGCGGGCUGACCGCUUCUCCUUCCGCCUGCCCGCGCCUCCGGUCGGCGGCGCGCUGCUUUUCGCCCUCCGCUACCGUGUGACCGGCCGCGAGUUCUGGGACAACAACGGCGGCCGUGAUUACGCGCUACUUGGGCCCGAGCACCCGGGUGGUGCCGGAGUCGCGGAGCCCCAGGGCUGGAUCCAUUUUAUUUGAGACUGGGCUCCUGCCGGCCACAGCAGGGAAACAAAAACAAAACAAAACAAAAA
Peromyscus eremicus (cactus mouse) is the source of this 893-nucleotide messenger RNA. It is a transcript of the gene Ppp1r3e, whose product is annotated as protein phosphatase 1 regulatory subunit 3E. Bases 1 to 840 code for a protein of 279 amino acids. Gene Ontology annotation, biological process: regulation of glycogen biosynthetic process. NCBI's taxonomy places the organism in Eukaryota, Metazoa, Chordata, Mammalia, Rodentia, Cricetidae. The transcript is spliced from 2 exons. Gene Ontology annotation, molecular function: glycogen binding; protein phosphatase 1 binding. Gene Ontology annotation, cellular component: protein phosphatase type 1 complex. The record is from RefSeq and is a predicted model, not a curated record.